Messenger RNA from Rotaria sp. Silwood2, 145 nucleotides. Lineage: Eukaryota; Metazoa; Rotifera; Eurotatoria; Philodinida; Philodinidae. The record is from the annotation of a GenBank genome assembly.
CGUGAAAAUGUUUUCAGUAUUAAACAUACUAAAAAUCUAUGUCUUCACUAUUCUUUUGUAAAUUUAGGUCAGCGUCGAUUCUAUCGAAGAACGUAUCUUGGCAUUUGAAGGUGAUGUACAAUCAGUUGAUAUUGUUGAUUUUUAA